Rosa rugosa (rugosa rose) is the source of this 2166-nucleotide messenger RNA. RefSeq lists its product as uncharacterized. Gene Ontology annotation, molecular function: nucleic acid binding; RNA-DNA hybrid ribonuclease activity. The record is from RefSeq and is a predicted model, not a curated record. The coding region runs from base 1 to 2166 and encodes 721 amino acids. Lineage: Eukaryota; Viridiplantae; Streptophyta; Magnoliopsida; Rosales; Rosaceae. The transcript is spliced from 4 exons.
AUGGAGGUCUAUAGAGACGACAUGCUCGUCAAGAGCGUCACAGUUGCAGACCACAUCAAGAACCUGGGCAUCGUCUUUGACAUCUUACUCAAGUAUGGCAUGCGACUUAACCCAGACAAGUGCGUGUUUGGCGUACUUGGUGGAAAAUUCCUGGGCUUCGUAGUCAACGAGAGAGGUAUUGAAGCAAAUCCAGAGAAGGUACAGGCCAUCCUCAAUAUGGCACCACCAAAGACAAGAAAUGAGGUACAAUCCCUCAUUGGGAAGGUUGUCGCUCUCGCCCGGUUCAUAUCACGCUUAACCGACAAAUGCGCUCCCGUUUUCAAGCUCCUUAAAACUCACCACACCGAGAAAAUCAAUUGGGGGCCCGAGGAUGACAAAGCUUUUCAAGUAUCGGUCACGGCAAUCAGCGCUGCCCUGGUCAGGCGCAAGAACAGUGAUGAACUGCCAGUCUAUUACAUCGGCAAGGGGUUCAACAAUACCGAGUCCAGACCGCGCACAGCUAUCAAGGGGCAUGCUGCUGCAAACUUCAUACCUCGCGAGGACAGCGAGCCCUCGGAUGAGAUGGCAUCGGAACCCCACUCCACUCCGAAAUGGACCCUUAACGUCGUCAAAUCCUCCAACAGUAAGCUCAGUGGAGUCGGAGUGGUCAUAAUAGACCCAGAGGGACACACCUACGAGUAUGCGCUACAAUUCAAGUUCAAAGCAUCAAACAACGCAGCCGAGUACGAGGCGCUCAUAGAUGGCAUCCAGUUGGCAAAAGAAUUGGGAGUCUCGAACCUGGCAAUCUUCAGCGAUUCCCAACUUGUCGUAAACCAAGUCGGUGGCGACUUCCAGGCCAAGGAACCACAUCUAUCUCGUUACCAAUCACUCACCAAGACCCUACUUCAACGUUGCCUCAUCAGCCACACCAUCGCUCUGAUUCCCCGAGCACAGAAUACCAAGGCAGAUGCUGUUGCCCGAUUGGCGACAUCCCCGCCAAACAUAGAUAUCGGAAGCCUCAAGAUGGAAAUCCUGGAAAAGCCGAGUAUCGACAAGUCGUUCUCGGAAAUAUUCCUUACGGAGAGCAAGUGCCGACCUUCGUGGAUGGACCCAUUCAUUGAUUACCUCUCCAAAGGUAUCGAGCCAACGAACAGGACCAUCGCCACUAGACUCCGCAGAAGGGCAACACUAUACACGGUCCAAGAAGGCAAGUUGUACAGGAAAGGAAGGUCAUUCUCACUGCUGAAGUGCAUCUCCCUCGAGGUCUGCGGCAACCACGCAGUGGCAAGAAACCUCGCAUUUAAGGCACUGCGCACAGGGUACUACUGUCCCACAAUCGAGCAAGAUGCAAAGCGUAUCGCUAGCGCCUGCCUCAAAUGCCACCAGUUUGCCAACUCCCCUCUCGCACCGUCAGUACCACUCUCAAUUAUCAUCGCCCCUUGGGCAUACUGCCAAUGGGGACUUGAUUUCAUUGGAAAAUUCUCGACGGCACCAGGACAGCUAAAAUUUGUCAUUGUCGCCGUUGAUUACAACACUAAAUGGGCGGAGGCCGAGGCUCUAGCCAUGAUCACAGUCGCCAAGGGACUUCGUCGGCCAAUACGGCACAACGAUUUGAUAUGCCUCACCCGCACACCCAUAGACAAAUGGCCAGGUCGAAGAGUCAACAAAAUUAUCAAGCAAAACCUGAAGAAGAGGCUGGAUGACACCAAGGGCUUAUGGGCAGAGAAGCUACCCGAGGUCCUGUGGGUGAUCAAAAUGACCCCCACAGAGGCCAAUGGCGAGUCCCCUUUCUGCUUAUCCUUCGGCACUGAGGCAGUAAUCCCGAUCGAACAAGAGGUCCAAAGCAAUAGAAUGGCAUGCUUCGACGCACUCACCAACUCAGAGGGGCUGAGCCUCGAUUCUGACCUCUUAGAAGAACACCGAGAGCGAGCCCAACUCCGCAACAUCAACAACAAACAACGUAUCGCCCGAUACUACAACGCAAAGGUCAUGCCUCGCCUUCUUUCUGUUGGGGAUUGGGUGAUGAAAGAAAAGAUGCCUACUCCAACGGGGUUAAAAGCCACUUGGGAAGGACCAUACGAGAUCACCGAGGCCGUCAGACCCUCUACCUUCUAUUUGAGGGGCGCGGACGGUAUUACUCUGCCACAUCCUUGGAACGCCCAGCACCUUGGCUACUACCCCAGGUAG